AUGGAGCCUAAGAUCGUGGUUCAGCUGUUCAGCUCCUCCUACCACCACUGUGAGUCAUUGAGGAUGACCUCCAUGGCCAAGGGUGCAGACAUGUCUGCUGCCAGCAAUCUGCGAGCUGAAGAUCAGUUUCUGUGCUCCAUCUGUCUGGAUGUGUUCACUGAUCCAGUCAGCACACCAUGUGGACACAACUACUGUAAAAAAUGCAUCACUCAGCACUGGAAUGUUAAUCCCAGACGUCAGUGCCCCAUGUGUAAAGAGACUUUUGACACUAGACCUAAGCUGAGAGUCAACACCUUCAUCUCUGAGAUGGUCGCUCAGUUCAGACAUGAAGCUCAGCAGAAAGGCAACAGCUCAGACCAAGAAGCUGCCAAACCAGAAGAAGUUCCUUCUGUCUGGAAGCUGCUGUUUCAGAAAGCCUUUAAGAUGUUUUCAUCAUGGAAAACUCUGAAGUCCAGCCUGCCAUGGUGUUUGCUCUGUCUGGCAUGUCUGAUAGGCCUCAUAUAUCAGCUGAUGGAGCCUGUGGACAACCUGGAAGACAGGAUGUGUACAAAACACAACAAACCUCUGGAGCUGUUCUGUAAGACCGACCAGACAUGUGUCUGUGUGCUCUGCUCUGUUUUAGACCACAAGAACCAUGAGCUUGUUCCUCUGAGUGAAGAAUAUGAAGGAAAGAAGGCAGAGCUGAGGAAGACAGAGGCUAGAAUUCAGCAGAUGAUCCAGAAGAGACGACUGAAGAUUAAGAAGAUCAAAAAGUCAAUGAAGAUGAGUAAAAAUGCUGCAGACAGAGAGAAAGCAGAAGGUGUUCAGGUCUUCACUGCUCUGAUGGAGCCUAUUAAAAAAGGCCUUAAGGAGCUCAUAAAGGAGAUCGAAGACAAACAGGAAACAACAGAGAAACAGGCUGAUGGUUUCAUCAGAGAUCUGGAACAGGAAAUCUCUGAGCUGAUGAAGAGAAGCUCUGAGGUGGAGCAGCUCUCACACUCUGAAGACCACCUCCACCUCCUCCAAAGCUUCUCAUCUCUGAAAGCUGCUUUACCCACCAAGGACCGGACAGAGGUCAGCAUCCGUCCACCAUCGUAUGAGGGGACUGUGGUGAGAGCUGUGGCUCAGCUGGAGGAGAGACUCAGGAAAGACACAAGGAAGUUGUUUGAGGCUGAGCUGAAGAGGGUCCAGCAGUAUGCAGUAGAUGUGACUCUUGAUCCUGAUACAGCAAAUCCUGAACUCAUCCUGUCUGAUGAUGGAAAACAAGUGAAUCAUGGUGAUGUCUGGAAGAAUCUUCCAGAUAAUCCAGAGAGAUUUUCUUACUGUGUUUGUGUUUUAGGAACUCAGAGUUUCUCUUCAGGCAGAUUUUACUUUGAGGUUCAGGUUAAAGGAAAGACUAAGUGGACAUUAGGAGUGGCCACAGAGACGAUCAACAGGAAGGGAAAAAUCACAGUGAGUCCUCAGGAUGGUUUCUGGACUGUGUGGCUGAGAAACGGAAAUGAGUACAAAGCUCUUGCUGGCCCUUCAGUCCGUCUCUCUCUUCAGUCUGCUCCUGAGAAGGUGGGGGUGUUUGUGGAUUAUGAGGAGGGUCUGGUCUCCUUUUAUGAUGUAGAUGCUGCAGCUCUGAUCUACUCCUUUACUGGCUGCUCCUUCACUCACAAACUCCACCCAUUCUUCAGUCCUUGUCAUAGUGCACAUGGUAAAAACUCUGCUCCUCUGAUCAUCAGUCCUGUCAAUCCCAGUCCCUGA
This is a messenger RNA of Archocentrus centrarchus (flier cichlid), 1728 nucleotides long. RefSeq names its product E3 ubiquitin-protein ligase TRIM21-like. The transcript has 2 exons. Gene Ontology annotation, molecular function: protein binding; zinc ion binding. Bases 1 to 1728 code for a protein of 575 amino acids. The record is from RefSeq and is a predicted model, not a curated record. Lineage: Eukaryota; Metazoa; Chordata; Actinopteri; Cichliformes; Cichlidae.